Molecule: messenger RNA, 787 nt
Organism: Ipomoea nil (Japanese morning glory)
Lineage: Eukaryota; Viridiplantae; Streptophyta; Magnoliopsida; Solanales; Convolvulaceae
Product: remorin-like
Exons: 4
Coding region: 45-479 (144 amino acids)
Source: RefSeq, a predicted model, not a curated record
UCUUCAAAUCUUCUGGUGUUUCAGUGGAUUCAUUCUCUGUAGUCAUGGCUGGAGGGGAAGCCAAGAAGCCUCCGGGAGAUGUAGCUCAGGAGAAUGCAACUGUCAGUGAUAGAGAUAUAAUGCUGGCUCGACUAAAAAUGGAGAAGAACAUGUCCCUCAUCAAUGCAUGGGAAGAUUCUGAGAAAUCAAAAGCCCAAAACAAAGCUCAGAAGAAGAUAUCUGCCAUCGGUUCAUGGGAGAGGAGCAAGAAAGCCAACAUAGAAUCUGAGCUGAACAAGAUUGAGGAGAAACUGGAGAGACAGAAGGCAGAAAGCAUUGAAAAACUGCAGAACAAGAUUGCCAUGAUCCACAAAUCAGCAGAAGAAAAGAGAGCAACGACUGAAUCGAAACGCGGGGAAGAUAUUCUCAAGGCAGAGGAGAUGGCAGCAAAAUAUCAUGCCACUGGAACUGCUCCAAACAAACUUCUUGGAUUGUUCUGAAACACAAAUUCCCAUCAAGUUUCUCUGUCAGGGAUCCCUUUAUUCUCAGCAUUAUGUGCUAAUAUGGUCUAGAAACAAUUGCAGAUUGCUAAAAUCUACCCUAUUAUGAUGCUGUAUAACAUUAUAUGAAUGUAUAUAACAUUGAAAAAUAAGAGAGACCCAAAGAUAGACAAACUGUAAACAUAUCCAUGUAUAAUCUGAAUCCAGUUGCAUUUCACAUAGCAUACAUAGAACAUACCUUUUACUCUACCUUAAUUUCAUUCUGUGUGGCAUGUUUCAUUCUAUACUAGGUUGCUAUGAUCAUUGCC